Molecule: messenger RNA, 1373 nt
Organism: Camellia sinensis
Lineage: Eukaryota; Viridiplantae; Streptophyta; Magnoliopsida; Ericales; Theaceae
Source: RefSeq, a predicted model, not a curated record
ACGAUGGAAUUCAGGGUAAAUUCUGGAGAAGAAAUGGGAGAAAUGGGACACCAUUCAGAAAUGGCUUCCAAAGAGGUGCCCUUGUUCGAGCAGCAGCAUUGGUUACCUCAUCAUCACUAUCUAUUAGCAACACCUUAUGCAAGCAAAAGAAAAUCAGAAAAGAAGCAGAGGCCACCGUACAGUUGGGAAUGAAGUUGGGUUUGGCAAUGAAUGAGAAUGAAGCUGAAGCUGUGGAGUGAAUAAUUCAGAUGGAAAACGAAGACAUUGAUAGAGUGAAGGCAAAAAGGGUGGUGCCAGGUACUUAAUUCUAGCACUUGAUAAUGGGGCUUUGGUGAGUACUUGUGUCUUUAUGAAGAUUCUAUCCUGGAAUGUGAGAGGGCUUGGUAGGGCAGAUAGAAGAUUAAGGGUUAAGGAAUUGCUGAAGUUGAAAAAUGUUGACAUGGUUCUGCUACAAGAAACAAAACGGUCAAGCAUUGAUGUAAGUGUUGUCAGAUCUUUGUGGCCUGUUGAUUUGAUAGAGUAUAUGGCUGUGGAUGUGGAUGGAAGUGCUAGUGGGUUGCUAUGCAUCUGGAAUCCUGAGAUUUUCUCAUUGAAGAAGUGUUGUUGUUCCAGAAGUUUCAUCAUUUUGGCAGGCUUGAAUCUCAUCGGGGGUUUAGCUAAAGACACUACAUUAGAUCAGUUCACGAAGUACUUUGGGAAGUACAGGGAGAUUACAGAUUCGGUUAUAAUGAAAGAUCGGCACACUGGUCGACCCAGGGGUUUUGGGUUUGUCACUUAUGCUGAUCCUUCUGUUGUUGACACUGUUUUUUCUGAAACCCAUGUCAUCAAUGACAAACAGGUUGAGAUCAAAAGAACAAUUCUGAAAGGUUCUGCUGAAUCUAUGGAUUUUAAAACAAAGAAGAUUUUUGUUGGUGGGAUACCUACCUCUGUCACUGAAGAUGAGUUCAAGAAUUUCUUCUCAAAGUAUGGAAAGGUAGUGGAACACGAGAUCAUAAGAGACCAUGUCACUAAACGCUCUCGGGGCUUUGGAUUUGUUGUAUUUGACAACGAACAAGUUGUUGAUACUAUUCUGGCCAAUGGAAAUAUGAUUGAUAUGGAAGGCUCACAGAUGAGGGAGCAGAAAUGGGCUGCUCUUUUGAAAGAAAAAAGGGCCUCUAGUGGAUUGACAAGCCCUCCCCGUGUCAUUGUGAGUAUCCUGUAUAUGAUAUUUUUUAAAAUGUUUGUAUUGUUUGGACUCAGAUGAAAUAUUCAAUUAAUUUUGGUCAAUAGUGUGACAGUUUUUCAACACCACGUCAACUAAACUAUCGAUUAAUUAAAUAAAUAGGCUUGAAUCUCAUCUUAUUGGACUAAGGAUGCAUACCAUGAGUCCGUCU